Anthostomella pinea is the source of this 276-nucleotide messenger RNA. The record is from the annotation of a GenBank genome assembly. Lineage: Eukaryota; Fungi; Ascomycota; Sordariomycetes; Xylariales; Xylariaceae.
AUGGUGUAUGAAGGCGUCAACAAUAUCGGGACGCGGCUCAUCGCGGCGAUCGAGCAGAUGAUCACGCGGAUGCAGGCCUUCGGCAUCCCCGUGUUCAGGUGUACGAGCCAGACCUACACAAACGCUGAGCGCGACCGAACCCACCAGAACGUCAAUGCAUGGAUCCGCUCCAGCGGCCGCUUCGACGGCGUCGUCGACUUCGACGCCGCGGUGUGGAACAGCUCGCAGCCGGACAUGCUGCGGACCGAGUAUGACUCGGCGACUAUCUGCACCUAA